CACCAUACAAAAAAAGUGGAAGUGUUAUUUCCAACGCAAAAAACUACAACUCAAGCAAAGUUACAAAGCUGCCCAGUUAAAGUAGCAACGAUUGCUGAAGUUGUCCCUUUAGGCGUGUUCCACACACUCUUUCGAUGUCGUAGCGGCGCGAACCAGCAGCACUUACAAACCGAAAUGAUAAAUCCAAUUGCAACGGAGGCCAUAAACUCAGCCAAUUAUGUGGACAACUACAUAGAUUCCGUAGAGAAUCUACCUGACGAUGUGCAGCGCCAAUUGUCACGCAUACGCGACAUCGAUGUUCAGUACAGGGGUCUGAUUCGCGACGUGGAUCAUUUUUAUGACCUGUAUAUGUCGAUGCAAUGCACACCAGAUGUAGGUAAACGUGCACGGACCAUAGCGCGAAUGCAUCAGUGCUUGGUACAAGCGCAGGAGCUGGGUGACGAGAAGAUGCAGAUUGUAAGCUACAUGCAAGAGAUUAUCGAUGCGAAGGUACGGCAGUUGGACACGGAUCAGCAGAAUCUGGACUUGAAGGAAGACCGUGAUCACUUUGUCGGCCUAGACGACGGCCCACCCUCGAAAAUGCAGCGGUUACAGAGCCCCAUCCGAGAUCAGGCAACGCAUGGUAAUUCUCUCAAUGGCAAUGGCAUGGGUAGCAGCGGCGCCAAUUAUGCGACCAAGGAACAUUAUGUUGUGGCCUCAUAUGGCAGUGUUGUGGGAGGUUCUGCGGGCGGUAGCUCUGUUGGCGCCAACUGCGGCAGUUCAACGCCCAACUCUGAGCGUUCCAGCAAUUUAAGCAAUGGCGCCAAUGGAUCGAAUGGCAAUCUUAGUGGGUGUGGUGGUGAUUUGCAGCGCACCGGCAGCAAACGCUCGCGACGGCGCAAUGAGAGUCUGGCCAAUAAUGGUAGCUCUAUAGAGUUGGGCGGCAACGAGUCCAAUUCGGCCAAUGAGGCUGGUGGCAGCGGCAAUGGCAAUGGUGAGCGUAAAAACAAUCUGGCCAGCGGGAGCAGCGGUGGUGUAGGUCAGCGCAAGGGCAAUGGCCAGGCGGCGGGUGGAAGCCUGUCGAGUGGAGCGGGUGGUGGCAAUGCAGGCAGCGGUAGCGGAGGUGGUGGCAACAAUUCGGGCAAAAAGAAAAAAAGGAAGGUACGCGGCGCUGGCGCUUCGAAUACCGCGGCUAAUGCACGCGAGGAGACGCCGCCGCCCGAACCGAUUGAUCCCGAUGAGCCCACAUAUUGUGUGUGCAAUCAGAUCUCCUUUGGCGAAAUGAUACUCUGCGACAACGAUUUGUGUCCCAUCGAAUGGUUCCAUUUUUCGUGCGUGUCGCUGGUGCUGAAGCCCAAGGGUAAAUGGUUCUGUCCCAAUUGUCGCGGUGAGCGACCGAAUGUCAUGAAGCCCAAGGCGCAAUUUCUCAAGGAGCUGGAACGCUACAACAAAGAGAAGGAAGAAAAGACCUAAACAAAAUGGCUCGCGCUCAAUAUUUAUGCACAUACAUAUAAAUACACCCAUUUAAGUUUAGCAACGUUUUUGUGUCAAACACCAGCGCAGUUUGUAGUUAGACAUAAUCACCUAGCACCGCUCUUGUAAAUUAAUCGCUUUUAAGAUGUCUAGUUCGGUUAACAAACCACACGCACCAACCCAGCCCCUCUCAUCCUUUAUCCCCAACUACGCCGCACUAGUUUAAGCGCUCGAAAAUCAAAAUGGCUAGGGUUUUGGUCGAUCGAUAUAACAUCCCAUUUCCAUCGCCUCCAGGACGCACAUAACAACAAAAAGAAUCAACAUUGUUUUAGUUAUUAGAGGUUUAAAGGUGCGCCUAUUUUGAUUUCAAGUAAUUGUACAAAUACCUUUAUAUUAAAACACAGCGUAAAUUUAAUAAUACACUUAAUGGUAAUAAACGUUGAUAUUCAUAUGAUCCUUAAA
Scaptodrosophila lebanonensis is the source of this 1914-nucleotide messenger RNA. Its product is annotated as inhibitor of growth protein 1. The record is from RefSeq and is a predicted model, not a curated record. Gene Ontology annotation, biological process: positive regulation of DNA-templated transcription. NCBI's taxonomy places the organism in Eukaryota, Metazoa, Arthropoda, Insecta, Diptera, Drosophilidae. Bases 175 to 1452 code for a protein of 425 amino acids. The transcript has 3 exons. Gene Ontology annotation, cellular component: nucleus.